AUGGGAGAUGGGGAGAUUGUCCCACAUUCGGAUUCCAGGAGAAGAACUCAGUCUGUCCCCAGUGACUUGAUUGGAAACUCUAAACGUGCUACCCAAAACAAGCUUUUGAUCCACAACCAGAGACAUAGUUUGAAGAACAAGUUCCAAGUGUUGAACACGCUAGGUGAAGGAACUUACGGGAAAGUAAAGCUUGCCAUUGACAAGGGGACAGGAGAAUAUGUUGCCCUGAAGUAUAUCAAGAAGACGAAGAUCCAAGAUGAGAUGGAUCAGACCAGGAUUCGUCGGGAGAUUCAGAUCCUCUCCAGCCUCAGACACGAACAUAUAGUGAAUGUUCGAGAAGUCUUCGAGAAGAGGGACAAGAUUGUCCUGGUCAUGGACUACGCCCCUGGCGGCGAGCUCUACGAUUAUCUCAACCAGAUGGGCAGGCUCAGCGAGCAGGAGGCCCGGAGAAUCUUUCGCCAGAUCGUCUCUGCUGUCCAUCACUGCCAUCAGAAUGGAAUCGUCCACCGAGAUUUGAAGUUGGAAAAUAUCAUCCUAGACAACGAGGGAAAUGUCAAG
Molecule: messenger RNA, 558 nt
Organism: Candidula unifasciata
Lineage: Eukaryota; Metazoa; Mollusca; Gastropoda; Stylommatophora; Geomitridae
Source: the annotation of a GenBank genome assembly